Messenger RNA from Culicoides brevitarsis, 974 nucleotides. RefSeq names its product peroxiredoxin-5, mitochondrial (gene Prx5). Bases 117 to 674 code for a protein of 185 amino acids. Gene Ontology annotation, cellular component: peroxisome; mitochondrion; cytoplasm. Gene Ontology annotation, molecular function: thioredoxin peroxidase activity. Gene Ontology annotation, biological process: hydrogen peroxide catabolic process; cellular response to oxidative stress; cell redox homeostasis. The record is from RefSeq and is a predicted model, not a curated record. NCBI's taxonomy places the organism in Eukaryota, Metazoa, Arthropoda, Insecta, Diptera, Ceratopogonidae. The transcript has 3 exons.
GCCUGUGCGCCAACAAUUUUUGACAAUUUUCACAAUCCGGUGUCUUCAGUACAGUACGUUGUUAUCAUUAACUCGCAAAGUCGCAGCAACUUUUUUUUGUUUUUAUUUAACUUCAAAUGUAUCCAGUUGCCAGUCUCGCAAGAGUUUUCAACAAAACCACAUUAAUUCGCAGCACUUUACGGACAUUUUCAACCAGCAAAAUGGUCUUGAUCAAGGAAGGAGAUAAGGUUCCCUCAAUCGAUCUUUUCGAGGACUCUCCCGCAAAUAAAGUCAAUUUAGCUGAUUUGUGUGCCAAUAAGAAGGUUAUUUUGUUUGCCGUGCCCGGAGCUUUCACUCCUGGAUGCUCAAAGACCCAUUUACCCGGCUACGUCGAAAAAGCUGACGAAUUGAAGAAUGCUGGUGUCGCUGAAAUCGUUUGCGUUUCCGUCAACGAUCCUUUCGUCAUGUCGGCAUGGGGAAAAGCUCAUAAUACUGCCGGAAAAGUUCGUAUGCUUGCCGAUCCGAAUGCCACAUUCACAAAAACGGUCGAUUUGACGGUUGAUUUGCCCCCAUUGGGAGGUGUUCGCUCCAAACGCUACUCCAUGGUCAUCGAUAAUGGUACCGUGACAUCGUUGAAUGUCGAACCCGAUGGCACAGGCCUCAGUUGCUCAUUGGCGGACCGCGUUAAGGUCUAAGGUGAAUGCGAAAAGUCGCAGAAAAAGUCAAUUUAGAUGAAAAUAGUCACCUAAUAUUCUAAAAAAAUUGAAAUAUCACUCACUCACGAACUAUUUUUUAAUAAGAAUCGCAAUUAAAUGUCAAAAUUCUUCCAAAAAAAAAAAUGCAAAAAUGUUCCUUAUAGACAUUCCCCCAAAUGCAAUACAACUUGCCUUUUUCGCGUUUCUCGAAUUUUUUCCCACAUUUUUCAAAAAAAUAUUGCUUGAAAAAUUUAUUUGUUAAGAAAAUGAAAGAGUAACAAUAAAAAAAGUCAUUCACCA